Molecule: messenger RNA, 4068 nt
Organism: Tetrapisispora phaffii CBS 4417
Lineage: Eukaryota; Fungi; Ascomycota; Saccharomycetes; Saccharomycetales; Saccharomycetaceae
Gene: SGS1
Product: ATP-dependent DNA helicase SGS1
Exons: 1
Coding region: 1-4068 (1355 amino acids)
Biological process (GO): DNA replication; double-strand break repair via homologous recombination
Cellular component (GO): nucleus; chromosome; cytoplasm
Molecular function (GO): 3'-5' DNA helicase activity; ATP binding; nucleic acid binding
Source: RefSeq, a predicted model, not a curated record
AUGGCUACAAAACCUUCAAAUAAUUUAAGAAGGGAGCACAAAUGGCUCAGAGAAGCUCAGCUGUUUAAUAGUUCUAGCAAUGAAUUACUUCUACGUAUUCUGACGGACAAUACCAUAUCUGCAAGACUCCCCACAACUGUCCCAAUACAACCACCACUGAACUCUCAGCGGGUUAACAUUGAUACUCACUCAGUUAACAAUAUUAAUGCGACACGUUCAGAGUUUACCUCGGAAUUGAGUGAUACUAGACGUCAGAACCAUGAAGAGCGGUCUUCAAAUCUGGUAAUUUGUGCCGAGGCACAAUCUAAUUCUUCAAUUGGUAAAUCGUUAAUACAAACUUCAGUGAAUACAAAUACUGAAAAUGAAAUUUUAGAGAUUGAAAAUGAUUUAAUUCGUAAUUUGGAAAGUCAUCUGAACUUAAUUAAAGAACAGAUAGAAAUUUUGUCUAAUUCUAGAAGAACAAGAAAAAGUAAGAAAGAAAGUUUGAUGCAAGACGUACACCCCAAAUUAGAUCAAUUAGAACCAGUUAUCAAAACUUUGAAAAGACAAUACUUUGAAAAGACAAAUAAACAAAUUAAUCACAAUGCUAAUAAUAGCCAACCCCCAGUUCCACAACUAUCUGGCAGGGAGACAAUUGAUGAUCGCGUUUUGAUUCACGUUCUGGAUGAAGAAGAAGAUUUUGCAGAAGACAAUGACAACGAUAUUAUAAUAACACAGGCUAACAUAGGAUUGGAUAGAUCAGAUAAACUUCAUGAACAACCCCCAAAAAGGAGUUUACGUGAAAGGAAAAACGUCGACUACAGGGUAUUUCCUACUUUGGAAUCGGCGACAGUAUCCUUUCAGACAAGUGAGUUGCAUGAUGAAGACACUAUGGAAGCGGAGUAUGAUGCCGUUUCCGAUUAUAUGACAACAAGAAGCGAAGACAGAGACGAAGAAUUAAACAAAAGUGAUGAAGAUUUUGUAGUGCCUGACAGUAACGGUAAUGUUUUAAAUCAAACACAGGAUUCAGAAUAUAAAGAUGAUUAUGGUGCUGAUACUGAGUAUGGAAAUUCUCAAUCUACAAAUAUACAGACAGCAGAAAACAAUGUUGUUGAGGUCCAAAUCCAAACCUUGUACAAAAGCAAUGCUAACGACAAUGCUUCUAACUCCGAAGAUGAUGAAAUACUCAUGUCAUCUCCGGUGAAAGAUAACAAGACAAAUAAUUAUAGUAAUGAAAAUACUAAUAAUGAAAUUGUUGAGAUAGAUUUAAUUGAAAGAGAUUUGGAUUUGGAUUUGGACUCUAUAGUUGCCAAUGAAAAAUCACAUAUAAUCGGUGCAAAUAACAUGUCCAGUCAACGUAAUCUUUCGUUAUCUGACCAAAAUAACCUAUCAUCAUCGGGACAGAUGGCUAUCUCACAUUCAGAUUUGGAAUUAUUAGAUGCUGACGAGGGAUUAUCUGAUAGUGAUCUAGAAUUAUUUGAUGAAGAACGUGAGAAUAAAACACAGAAUAUUAACAUUAAAGAAUUAGAUGAUGAUCUAAAAAUUAUAGCAGAGAGAAAAUUAAAUGAUGAUGUUCCUCUUGAAUUUCCUGGUAUUAAAAAGGAAGAUUCAGAAUUGUAUGAAAACAUCUCUUUGAGUAACACCACUAAAAUGAACGCGCAAAAUGACAAUCAAGUAAGUGAAUUAUUAGAUGACUCUUACUAUGAACUUGAAGAAGCCAAUUCCCUAACAUAUAACCAAGAACAAAAUAAUGGAACUGGUAAACAUCUAUGGACUAAUGAAGUUAAAAGCAAAUUACAGGAAGUGUUCAAGCUUCCAGGCUUUAGACCUAAUCAAGAAGAUGCUGUAAAUGCAACAUUAAGCGGCAAAGAUGUGUUUGUAUUAAUGCCCACGGGUGGUGGUAAGUCUUUAUGUUACCAAUUACCUGCAAUUAUUAAAUCUGGUAACACAAAAGGUACCACUAUUGUCGUAUCUCCACUUAUCUCUUUGAUGCAAGAUCAAGUGGAUCAUUUACUUGCCAAGAAUAUAAAAGCUUCUAUGUUUAGUUCUAAAGGUACUGCCGAUCAAAGAAGGCAAACAUUCAACUUAUUUAUUCACGGAUUAUUAGAUUUGAUAUAUAUUUCUCCUGAAAUGAUCAGUGCAUCAGAACAAUGUAAACGAGCAAUUGCCAAAUUACAUGAAGAUGGAAAUCUGGCACGUAUUGUUGUUGAUGAAGCACAUUGUGUUUCUAAUUGGGGUCACGAUUUUAGACCUGACUAUAAAGAAUUGAAAUUUUUUAAAGGUGAAUAUCCAAAUAUACCUAUGAUGGCUCUGACAGCUACUGCUAGUGAACAAGUAAGAAUGGAUAUAAUACAUAAUUUGAAAUUGAAAGAUCCUGUAUUUUUGAAGCAAAGUUUUAACAGGACAAAUUUAUAUUAUGAAAUUAUCAAAAAAUCUAAAAAUACAAUAUUUGAAAUGUCCGAUGACAUUAAAAGAAGAUUUAGAAACCAAACAGGAAUUAUAUAUUGUCAUUCCAAAAACUCAUGUGAGCAAACUUCUGCACAAAUGGAAAGAGCAGGUAUUAAAUGUGCUUAUUAUCAUGCGGGAAUGGAACCCGAUGACAGGUUAAAGGUACAGAAAGCAUGGCAAGCCGAUGAGGUACAAGUUAUAUGUGCAACUGUAGCAUUUGGCAUGGGUAUUGACAAGCCUGAUGUGAGAUUUGUAUAUCAUUUUACCGUACCACGUACGUUAGAAGGUUAUUAUCAAGAAACUGGGAGAGCUGGAAGAGAUGGUAAAUUUUCCUACUGUAUUACAUAUUAUUCUUUUAAAGAUGUUAGAACAAUUCAAACUAUGAUCCAAAAGGAUGAAAAUUUAGAUAGAGAAAACAAAGAAAAACAUCUUAAUAAACUGCAACAAGUCAUGGCUUACUGUGAUAACGUUACUGACUGCAGAAGAAAGUUAGUACUUUCUUAUUUUAAUGAACAGUUUGACUCUAAAUUAUGCAAAAAGAAUUGUGAUAAUUGUCGAAAUAGUAAAAAUAUUGUUACCGAAGAAAGAGAUGUCACAAAUGACGCGAAGGUUAUAGCCAAAAUGGUGAAAGAGAUUGAAUAUAAUAGAGUGACACUGAUAUACUGUCAGGAUAUAUUUAAAGGAUCAAAAAGUUCCAAAGUUGUUCGUGCUGGUCAUGAUUCUCUUAAUGGUCAUGGAGCUGGGAAAAGUUUAAGCAGAUCUGAUAUUGAAAGAAUAUUUUUUCAUCUAAUUACAAUUGGAGUCUUACAAGAAUAUUCCAUUAUGAAUAAUAGCGGCUUUGCCUCUAAUUAUGUAAAAUUAGGACCAAAGGCAUAUGGAUUAUUAACAGGGAACAUGAAAGUAAAAAUGCAGUUUAAUAUUUCAGUUGAUUCUUCAAAGUCAUCCACACCUGCUCCUAAUUCAUCAAGACCACAGUCAAGACAAGAUUAUAACAAGAAUUAUUCAAAUAACAUUGAAAUUGUUAGUGCAAAGCAACACUUACAAGGUUACACAUAUAAUGAAAAUUCUGCUUCCAAACCUAAAUCAUAUAGUAAUUCCAACGAAAAACAGUUUUCAAACGAGACUGAUUUUGCAUUCAAAACAAUAAAAGAUCUAUGUCAACAAACGGGUCUAAAUGUUUCUAAUCAAUCAAUAAAUUUAUUGGUAAAUUUCCUUCCUGUUACCGCUGAGGAAUUUUAUGCACUGGUAGGUAACAAUGGUAAAUUCUCAUUAUUUAAAAAUGAAUUUAUGAAACUAAGAAAAAAAAAAUUUCAAUUAUUAGCUUCAAAUAAUGAUAUGAACACUUCAUCCGAGUCUUAUUCAAUUAAUGACAGCAUAAUACUAAGUAACUAUAAUUCCACACAGAAGAACCAAAAAGUUACUGGGAAUAAAUCUCAAUACUUUGGGAUGAGCUAUGAGGAAGAAAAGGAGAACUCAGAAAUUAUGGAUAUAUUAAGAGAUAACCAGUAUCAUAACAAACCCUCUGUAAAAGAGGUACCGAAUAGUUCAUACAUGGCUAACUCCAACAUGACUGCAAAAAAAAAGUCAUAUUAUAAGAAAGGAUUUCGUUCAUAUAACGGAAGUAAGAGAUAUAGAAAAUAG